AUGCAUAGAUUAGGCGUAAAUGGGAAAAUGUUACGAAUUGUGCGAGCAGUGUAUGAGCAUGUGAGAUUUCGUACACGACAUUGUAGCACUUACUCCGAUUUUAUGGAUGUUGAUGAUGGUUUAGAACAAUGUGAAAUUUGUUCUCCCUUCCCUAAGAACGUGCCGACACCGUGUGGGAAUCUUACUGAAAGCUACGAAAUUUCAGAUGGACGUUACGGCGAUUUGGACAAUUAUGAGGAGACCAUCCGCGACUUGACCAAUAGACUCAAGGAUGCGGAGUAUCGUGCUACUGAGGCUGAACGUGUUGUCAGCAAGCUGCAGAAGGAAGUUAACAGAUUAGAAGAUGAAUUACUUGCUGAAAAGGAGAAGUUCAAGGCAAUCAGUGACGAAUUGGUUAAAACACUUCAUGAGGUAGCUGGCAAAAUGAAUAAUCUUGUGAUCUGCAUCGUGGUACUUUCAGCUAUUGUUGGUUAUGCAUCGGCAGACCAGUUUUGCUGCAACUCUUUCGCAAUAUGCGUAGACGGCCAGUACUCUAUAUUUGACUGUUCAGGAAAUAUGACGUAUAACAAGGAAACUGGAAUUUGUGAUGACCCUAAGAACGUGCCGCCUCCGUGUGGAAGUCUUAUUGACUACACCGAAUCUCCAGAUGGACUUAACGACAUUUUGGGCAGUUUUGAGGCGACCAUCCAUGAAUGUACACAGAGACUCAAGAUUGCAGAGGAUCGGGUUUCUAAUGCUGAACGUGUUAUUAUCAAGCUGCAGAAGGAAGUUGACAGAUUAGCAGAUGAAUUACUUGCUGAAAAGCUGAAGUACAGUGAUGAACUGGAACAAAUGAUUUCUGAGUUAGCUUAAAACACCAACUUCCGUCAGACAACAAAUUAACACUUUAUUUACAUUUCUACAACGCCCUGUUUCGCUGUUACUGAAGAUGGAAAACGAUGCAAAAUGUAACUUUCGGACAGUAGUUGGAGUGAUUUUUACCAAUGAAGGAUUCAUGUAUACAAAUUUAUGUCUAUAACCUAUAUAUGCAACCAGUAUUCCGCUAAAAAUCGUACCAAGCAUGUGACAAUAUAAUGCAGGUGAUCGUUUGUUGCUCCAUUUACCAUUGAUAACAUGGCCAACACAAAACCUAUCUAUUUUCCUGUCUCAGUUGUUCUUUGAAUGUGAAAUCGCUCUUUUAGUAAGGGCGAUAUAUUUUGCGUAGGUUCCCCACUUGCUUUAUAUAUCUUGUUUGCCCAUUUUACUGAGUAAUGUCUGAACAUACAUUGUAUUUAUAAAUUUAGUUCUUAGUAAUCUUUCAACUCUAUACCAUUUAUCUUGUUCCCCAUCUUGCACUUGUCUGUUAGUUUGAAUAUUUUCAUUAUUCUGUGAAUUUUUUUUGUCCGGUGCAUUUAAAUUCUCUUGUUGUCUAAUAGUGAUUUAUUGCUUGCUAUCCGUCCUAUCAAUUGGUCUAUCAUUUAUACUAUAAUCGGAAUUGUCUUUAUAUAGAGUUAUAGCCUGUUUGCAUGUACGAAGCACAUAAGUUGUUUAUUCGUCUUAUGAUUUCUUAAUUGAUAUGAAUUAGAACUUACUUUGUAAAGUAGCAAGGACCUGCAAAUUUAGGAUAUAGCUGUCUUGAAACUCAUUGAGGUAUUUUCUCAAUUUUCAACAUAACAUGAUCCCUUAUUUUGAAUAUGGAUUAUUUCGUUUUCACAUUAUAUUUCUUUUUAUCUUUUAUUGAGAUUGUUCUAUAUUCUUUUGUGCAUUUCUCUGGUUAUUUUUAAACUUUCUGUCAUAUUUUCAACAAAUGUCUUAGCAUCGCAUGUGACCAUUACUUCUGUUUCUAACAUCCUAUCUAUAUCUAAUUCCAUUUUCUUUAUCUGGAUCGGGAAACCAAUAAUGCCUGGCUUGAUUUUAAUGCCUGUUUUAAUAUAUUGAAUGGCUUAUCACAUUCUUCAGUCCUUUCAAUCUUAUUAUUCGAUUGUUUGUUUGUUUUUCUUAAUAACUGAUAUUAUGGAUAUGCUACCUUAGAAUAAACUUGCAUAUAUCGUUUAUAGAAGUUUAGUUAUACUAAGAAUUGUCGAACAUUUUAUAGUGUUUUGGAACUGGAAGUCCGUCUAUGUGUUUAAUAUGUUGCUGCAGUUAUCUCUUUCUUUGUAAUAUGACGACCUAAAACUGUUACGUGUUAAGCAACAAAACUACAUUUUUCUGGAGCUAAUUUUAAAUUGACAUUUCUUAAUCCAUCGAAAACCAUUUGUAGAUGUUUUAAGAACUCAACGAUAGUGUUGUAAUAGACAA
Mercenaria mercenaria is the source of this 2277-nucleotide messenger RNA. Its product is annotated as tropomyosin-like. The coding region runs from base 1 to 852 and encodes 283 amino acids. The transcript is spliced from 5 exons. Lineage: Eukaryota; Metazoa; Mollusca; Bivalvia; Venerida; Veneridae. Gene Ontology annotation, cellular component: actin filament; extracellular region. Gene Ontology annotation, molecular function: actin filament binding; chitin binding. The record is from RefSeq and is a predicted model, not a curated record. Gene Ontology annotation, biological process: actin filament organization; muscle contraction.